AUGUAUCGGUUUUCGCUGGAGAAACGGGCACGAUCUAGAAAGCGUGGGUUCCCCGGAGAGCGGGAGUACGUCAGUUACGACCUCCCGCCGAGCCCGGGCUCUAUAAAAGGACGCGCGCCCGGGCGUCUCCCACAGUCACUCGGGACCUCGCACGCCUUAGACUCCCAGUCUGAGGCGAGCAGCAGAUCGGCCAGGCCAGAGGCUGCAGAAGCAGACACGGACAUGUCCGAAGUAAAGGCUGGUCGUUUGAAGAUCCUGGAUGAUGAUUGUUAUAUUAUUACUGUGGAUUCAAGCAGUGAUGAAGAACCUGAUACCAUUGCGAUUGGAAUGAAUGUGCAGAAAGGGGACGUCAGCUACGUGGUGAUUGACUCAGACUCUGAUGAUGAGUGCUUCCGUAAGAAGAAGAAGGUGAAGCUAUCUGGAAUAAAUAAUAAAGAUGAGAUUCUGGAAGUGUGGUCUGAUACUGAGGAGAAGCCAUGCCAGAAGCUUCCAACCAUUAUCAUUGAUGAUGAUGAUGAUGAUGAUUUGGAGGGCCCUGUGAUAAUAGAAGAUGAUUCGUGUGAUGAGGGCCAGACUCCCUCAAAUGAGCAAAAGAAGGAUGAGAUUGCUAUCUUCCAACGGAAAGUAUCUAAUAAAGUUGGUCAUCAGAAUCUUAAGAAAGAUCCCUACCAACCACCAAUUGAUGAUCCUGACGUUGAACUAGCGUUGUCAAUUAGCAAGUUGUCAACUGAUGAAAAGCCUGAGCCUGUGGUGGAACAACCAAUGAAAAGGAAGAAUAAAAGCAAGAAUAUAUCCGUGAAACCUGUUGUUGAAGGACGGAAGACACGUGGGUCUUCCAAGAAGAAACCAAGUGCAGCAAAAAGUGAAAAAUGCAACCCUGGGGCUUCUGAAUGCAAAAUACCUGGAUGUUUCUUGCGUGGCCUUGAGAAUUUAAAGGAGUAUUCUGGCAAGAAGUUCAAGCGAAAUAAGGAUGAACUGGUUCAGAGAAUCUACGCUCUGCUUAACAGCUCUGUCUUUGAUAAAAAGCUGCCGGAGAAAAUUGAUAUCGGCUGGAAUAAAAAGAUGCUGAGAACUGCUGGCUUAUGCAACACUGGCCAGAUUCGACGCCCGAAGAGGCAGCGUUAUGCUAAGAUUGAGAUUUCUCUGAAAGUCUGCGACUCUGCAGACCGACUCCGGGAUACUUUGAUCCAUGAGAUAUGCCACGCAGCCUCCUGGCUACUUGAUGGUAUCCGUGAUUCCCAUGGUGAUGCCUGGAAGUAUUAUGCCCGAAAAUCUAAUAUGGUGCACCCGGAGCUGCCCAAGGUCACUCGUUGCCAUAACUAUGAGAUAAACUACAAGAUUGUUUAUGAGUGUACUAAGUGCAAAUCCAGGAUCGGCCGCUACACCCGAUCCCUGAACACUGACCGCUUCAUCUGUGCCCAGUGCAGGGGCCCUCUGGUCAUGCUGCCACAGACUCGGAAGGAUGGGACCCCCAUUCGGCCCCAUGUGAGACCAUUUGCCAAGUAUGUGAAGGAGAAUUACAGGAUCAUUCAGAGGCAGACAGAAGGAAUAAGUCAUGGAGAUGUGAUGCGAAAGCUCAGCAAGGAUUUUGCUGCCAAAAAAAAAAUGCUGGGUCUUUGAGGUUUUCUGAGAAUGUAUUUGUGUGAGGUGAGUCCUCUAUUGGUCAGGAGUUUUAGAAAGAGAUCUUAGACGAAGUUAGGAAUAUUAGAGUUUAAAUCCUUUUAAAGUAGCUUCCUGUUGUUAGUAAAUGAUUGUUCUUAACCAAGGGUUAACUGUUUUGUGCCCUUAGUCUUACACAGAAGCCCUUGGUAUCUACCUUGGGUCUUACUUAGAUGCUGUAGUUGUAAGGUAGUGAAUGAAAUGCAGAAGAGGAAUGAGUUUUGGAGAGUGGCAGGUGGAGAGAGUGAGAGUUAAUGCUGAAAAGAGAACAAGUUUUAAAGGCAGUCCUUCAAAAGCAGGGCUGCUGUCAGGUGUAGCCUGUUAUACUUACCUAGAAUUAAAGGACAAAUGUGUUUCAUAAAUUAGUUGAUAUUGUAUGAAGCCGUCUGAGCCAAUGUAACUGUUCACAAGAUAAGAAAUAAAUAAAUAAAAUGUUUUCUGC
Messenger RNA from Vicugna pacos (alpaca), 2101 nucleotides. RefSeq names its product germ cell nuclear acidic peptidase (gene GCNA). The record is from RefSeq and is a predicted model, not a curated record. Lineage: Eukaryota; Metazoa; Chordata; Mammalia; Artiodactyla; Camelidae. Gene Ontology annotation, cellular component: nucleus.